GAGAAUUAAGAGAGAAAAUUGCAGAGGCGAAAAACAGCUGCGUCGAAGCGGCGUCGUUUUCGAGCUUAGAAAGAAUGGCUGAGGUGAUAGAUGUCAUGGAUGUCGACGACGACAACGGCAAUUUCAAUUCCGCCAAGCCCAACCUCAAGGGCAAAAACGUCGUCGUUUCAGCUGCUCCACCGGACACCAGAGCCACCCCUUGGGUCGAGAAAUAUCGCCCCCAGUCUCUCGACGACGUCGCCGCCCACCGCGACAUUGUUGAGACCAUUGAUAGAUUAGCAUCUGGGAACAGAUUGCCCCACCUACUGCUUUAUGGACCGCCAGGGACAGGGAAGACUUCUACUGUUUUGGCAAUGGCUCGGAAACUUUAUGGAAACAAGAUGCAAAACAUGGUUCUGGAGCUGAAUGCAUCCGAUGAUCGUGGUAUUGAUGUUGUUAGGCAGCAGAUUCAGGACUUUGCAAGCACACAGAGCAUCUCUUUUGGGGGAAAGUCUGCCGUAAAAUUGGUUCUACUGGAUGAGGCAGAUGCCAUGACUAAGGAUGCACAAUUUGCUCUUCGUAGAGUGAUCGAGAAAUACACCAAAAGCAAUAGAUUUGCUUUGAUCUGCAACAAUGUCAAUAAAAUUAUUCCAGCACUGCAAUCAAGAUGUACACGGUUCCGCUUUGCCCCCCUUGAUGCUGUUCAUGUCAGGGAUAGGCUCAGACACGUAAUUGAAUCUGAAGGGCUUGAUGUUCCAGAAAAUGGUAUGAAAGCUCUUGUACAGCUUAGCAAUGGUGAUAUGAGGAAAGCCUUGAAUAUUUUACAGUCAACACAUAUGGCCUGUCAGCAAAUCACAGAAGAAGCUGUCUACUUGUGUACUGGGAACCCUUUGCCCAAAGACAUCGAGCAGAUAUCCCAUUGGCUCCUGAAUGAGCCCUUCACAACUAGCAGCCAAAGAAUAUCUGAGAUGAAGACAAGAAAAGGGUUGGCUCUGGUUGAUAUCGUGAGAGAAGUUACCAUGUUUGUUUUUAAGAUCAAGAUGCCACCAGCUGUCCGCAUUCAACUUAUUAACGAUAUGGCUGAUAUCGAAUAUAGGUUGAGCAUGGCAUGCAAUGACAAGCUGCAGCUGGGGUCAUUAAUUGCUGCUUUUACACGAGCCAGAGGUUCGAUAGUUGCUGCUGCAACAUAACGAUCAUGUGGGUGACGAGUUUCUGCUAGUGUGCUGCUGCUCAUUUUAUGUGCUACCGUACAGUAACAACCCUCCUUCGUAGUUUGAUUGACUGGUGUAUAUUUUUGUACUUGAGAGAUGUUUUCCCACCCCUUUUUAACUGUGAACACCUUACUUUGGUACGUGUGACUUUUUCUUCA
Molecule: messenger RNA, 1348 nt
Organism: Salvia hispanica
Lineage: Eukaryota; Viridiplantae; Streptophyta; Magnoliopsida; Lamiales; Lamiaceae
Product: replication factor C subunit 3
Biological process (GO): DNA repair; DNA-templated DNA replication
Cellular component (GO): nucleus; DNA replication factor C complex
Molecular function (GO): ATP hydrolysis activity; DNA clamp loader activity; ATP binding
Source: RefSeq, a predicted model, not a curated record